Messenger RNA from Hypomesus transpacificus, 4812 nucleotides. RefSeq names its product slingshot protein phosphatase 2a (gene ssh2a). Gene Ontology annotation, cellular component: cytoplasm. Gene Ontology annotation, biological process: negative regulation of actin filament polymerization; actin cytoskeleton organization; protein dephosphorylation. Gene Ontology annotation, molecular function: actin binding; protein tyrosine/serine/threonine phosphatase activity. NCBI's taxonomy places the organism in Eukaryota, Metazoa, Chordata, Actinopteri, Osmeriformes, Osmeridae. The record is from RefSeq and is a predicted model, not a curated record.
UAGACAGGACCACAUAGCAACGACCGGAUAACCUGAGUUUCUGCAUAUCAUCUGGACGGAUUAUGACCAGUAAAGUCUCUUUUUUCAUGCAGCUUUCGAUAUCCGAGAACUUGGAUGGCGCUGGUCCACGUUCAGCGCUCGCCAACCCCCAGCAACUCCUCCAGUCCCUGCGUGUCGGAGUCAGGCAGUGGGGAGGACAACCGUCGCCCCCAGAGCAGGAGCAUCAGCGAGAGCUUCUUGACUGUUAAAGGUGCCGCCCUCUUCCUGCCCCGGGGAAAUGGAUCCUCCCCUUCCUCUGACUCUCGCAUCAGCCAGAGGAGCAAACAUACAGGUGACCUCCAGCAGCACCUGCAGAUCAUGUUCACCGUGUUGCGUCCCGAGGACAACAUCCGCCUGGCGGUGCGUCUGGAGAGCGCCUACCCCCAGAGCACGCGCUACAUGGUGGUGGUCUCCACCAAUGGGAGACAGGAUACAGAGGAGAGCGUGGUGCUCGGGGUAGACUUUGCCUCCUCUGAUUGCUCGUGUUCUGUUGGCUUGGUUCUGCCUCUGUGGAGUGACACUCUGAUACACUUGGAUGGAGAUGGGGGCUUCAGUGUGUCCACAGUCAACAGGGUCCAUGUCUUCAAGCCUGUCUCCGUGCAGGCUAUGUGGUCGGCCCUGCAGUCGCUCCACAAGGCGUGCGAGGUGGCCCGUUGCCAUAACUACUACCCCGGCAGUUUGUUCCUGACGUGGGUGAGCUACUACCAGAGCAGCGUGUCGUCUGACCAGCUGUGCAUCAACGAAUGGAACGCCAUGCAGGAUGUCCAGUCCCACCGCGCUGACUCUCCCAUCCUCUUCACCGAUGUGCCUACUGAGAGGGAGCGCACAGAGAGGCUCAUCAAGACACGCCUCAGGGAGAUCAUGAUGCAGAAAGACCUGGAGAAUGUCACGUCUAAGGAGAUCCGCACCGAGCUGGAGAUGCAGAUGGGGUGCAACCUGCGGGAGUUCAAGGAGUUCAUCGACAACGAGAUGAUCGUCAUCCUGGGCCAGAUGGACAGUCCCACCGAGAUCUUUGACCACGUCUUCCUGGGGUCAGAGUGGAACGCAUCCAACCUGGAGGAGCUGCAAAACAGCGGGGUGCGCUACAUCCUGAACGUAACUCGGGAGAUCGACAACUUCUUCCCGGGCCUGUUUGAGUACCACAACAUCCGCGUGUACGACGAGGAGGCCACCAACCUGCUGGAGUACUGGAACGACACCUUUAAGUUCAUCUCCAAGGCCAAGAAAGCAGGGGCCAAGUGUCUGGUCCACUGUAAGAUGGGCGUGAGUCGCUCUGCCUCCACCGUGAUCGCCUACGCCAUGAAGGAGUACGGCUGGGACCUGGACACGGCCUUGGACUACGUCAAGGAGCGCCGCGCCGUCACUAAGCCCAACCCCUCCUUCAUGAGGCAGCUGGAGGAGUACCAGGGCAUCCUGCUGGCCAGCAAACAGAGACACAACAAACUGUGGCGCUCCCGCUCCGACAGCGACCUAUCAGAGCGACACCAACGGUUAUGCAAGCCCGCCCCCGAUGCGCCGGCCCACUCCCACCCCGAGAACAACAACAACCAUGCCCCGCCCUCCCUGCAUCACUUCCUGGGCGCGGCCGUGUUACAGGCCUUGAGGGCCGAGCCGCAGGAUUCCAGCUCGCCGCCCUCAGACACGCCCUCAGACACCCGCGUGCAUGCCUCCUGCCCGCCCGUCUCCAACGGUCACGGUGAGCUCCGGGGGCGUGUCCGCACUCAGGACCCCGUACUCCCUCACCGGCCCAGGCCUCGGGCGGCCACGGUAGUGCCUGUGGAGAGACGAGACAAUGCCUCCCUGAAGGCAACCCUGGCCCUGGUCACCCCUCACCCUCCUCGGGCCCUCCACAUCCUGCCCCCCUCCACCCAGACGCCUCCAAGGCUGUCCAGCCCCCCCCCGCCUGAGCACAAGGGCCUCCCCGCGGGCCUGUCCCUGGAUCUGCCCGAUCCCAGCAGCUCGGAGGAGACGUCCAGCGAAGCGGAGACGCCAGGUAGCUCUCUGUCAGAGCUGGUCAGCGAGAGGCUGGACAGCACUGGGUCUGUCCCCAUGGCGGUCAGUCCUCUCAGCUCUACAGCCACGCCCCUCCAGGGCCCCUUCCCCAGCAACGACUACAACAACAACAACCCCAUUCAGGCCCAGGCAGACGGCCUCCUGGACAGCCCCACAGACAGGUCGUCCAGCCCCACAGGCAGGUCCUCCAGCCCCACAGACAGGUCCUCCAGCCCCACAGACAGGUCGUCCAGCCCCACAGGCAGGUCCUCCAGCCCCACAGACAGGUCCUCCAGCCCCACAGACAGGUCCUCCAGCCUCAGCACCGACAGCAUCGACUUUGUCAGCGCCAGAGAGAAGUUCCUGGGCCUGUCCCAGGACGACAGGACGCGCUCCCUGUCCGAGGAGGGACCUCAGCGGACCCGGCCGUCCUCGGAGGAGCCCAGUCCACAUGAAGACCCUGAGCAGGAGAAGAUCUCUCCUCAUGCUGAUGACGGUGUGGACAGACCCACCCAGGACAAAUCCUCACACCUUCAUCACAAUCAUCCUCAUGACAACGGAGUGUCAGUCCGCCACAUCGUCACGGAGAUCGAGUCCAUCACCCACCCGCCCCCCCCGCAGCCCCCAGCAGCCUCGCCCGGACCCCGGCGAAGAGGACCGGAGACGGGCGAGGUCACGCGGGGGUCGCUGACCCCUCCCUUCUACCCACAGUCCCCCUCCACGCCGCCCCCGGAUUGGCCGGUGGGCUCGGUGCGCCGGGUGACCAAGCAGCUGGAGCGAAGGCUGAGGCAGGAACUGGACGCGCCGGCACUUCCUGGCCAGCGUUCGCCGGAGCAGCCCCCUCCCCGCUCCCCACUGUGCCCAGCAGGAGCCGACCUGUGCUCUCCCCUGCCCUCCCCCAGUGCUGAGGCACCCCCGCCUGCCCGCUCGCCCCUGCCCUCCCCCAGCGUCCCCGCUCACACACCCAACACGGACUGCCCGUCCGGGCUCCGUGCCAACUGCCCCGACCUCCUCCUCCUCCCCUGCCCCUCUCAGCCCACUCUGCCCCUCUCUACCGGAGCCACCCAUGGCACCCAGCCGGGCCCCAGCCAGCCGUCUCCACCCAGAGAUGGAGAGGUGAUGAACACAGACUCCAAGAGAGGCCUCAGCGGCUUCUCAGACAUGGACACCCUCCCUGAUCCCCACCCGGAGCCUUCGCCCAUCAUCCUCCAGCCAUCCCUGGAUCCCCACCCCGAGCCCCUGGCCUCCCCAGGGGCCCUGCUGUGGCUGGAGGGGGUGACGUUCCUGGACUCUGAGACCGACCCGGACCCCCCCUGUGACCCCCUGGCCAGACUGGCACCAGGCAGCCAAGAGCUGGAGAGGAUCCAGGAGACUCUGAGGGAGCUGCAGGCCUUCCUGUACGAGGCUGGCGGUCCGGCGGGGGCCCCAGAGAGCCUGGAGCAGGACUCGGUGCAGGCCGAAAGGGCCCAGGCGAUGGGGCCGGACAGUGAGCGGGAGCUGGGUCGGGGUCCUGGUCCGAGGCGGCCCCCCAGGGAGCCCCCGGUGUGGCAGAGAGCCAUGGAGAUUGAGGCUCGGAUCCGCCAGGCGGGCCUCACGCCCCCCUCCCUGAUGAAACGCUCCGCCUCCCUGGCCAAGCUGGACUGCCUGGAGCUCUCCACCAACGACCUGAGCGACUGGGAGCUCUGCCCCACCCCUUACCUCCACGCCGCCUCCUCCGUAGCCCCUCAGGACCCCCCCUCCGCGGCCCACCCCCACCCCAGCCCCGACGACGUGUGGAAGAAGCAGCGCGUGCUGUCCCAAAGCCCCCCCUGCAGCCUCAGGGGCCAGACUGUCAGGGCCGGGGGCGGGGUGGGGCAGCACCAGGGGGGGUUCCCUCACCCUCCCUCGUCCCUCCCCGACUCCUCUCAGCCCUCUCCCCCAGGCCGACCUCCCCAGCAGGGGGGAGGGGGAGAGGAAGGCUCCCCGGACUCCUGGCAGGCCUCCCGUAGCGCCCCGGCCCCCGCCGUGACGUCAGGGCGCCAGCAGGGGAAGGGCCACCCGCCUCGGAGGCUCCGCAAGGCCGCCGACAAGAAACGGACUAACACUGUGCUCUACAACACCAUGUGACCUCACGGGCGCUAGCCUCUCUGCGUGUGUGUGUGUGUGUUUGAGAGCACGUUCCCACGUGCAUGUGUUCUAUAUGCCCUAUCAUUAGGACUGCCUUGUAGUCACCUAGUGUAGUUAGCAGUGUUUGAUGGAUGGAUCUCUGGAUGUUUUUAUUCCAAGCCAGUGGGUGGGAGUAUAUAUGGGGUCAUGUCUGUUAAGAUGAAUGGGUCAUACUGGAUGCUAUGUAAGUAUAGUCACAUACUGUGUGUGUAUGUUUGUGUGUGUUCCAUCAUUCGCCCUGCCCCCCCCCCCACCCCCACACACAACCUGUUUAUGGGUUAUAAACAUUUUUGUAAGGUCAAAUGAGAGGGUUGUUUUCUGUAAACAUGCACUUUUACUCUCUCAUUUCGAUUAGGUUUGUUUUCCGUUUUUAAAUUUCUUUUUUAUUCAUAAAAUUAAUUUUGUUUGUACCCGGGAGUGUUUUCUUUUGCACUGAAUCUUAGUUUGACUGUCUGUGUGUAUAUACUGUAUACAUAUAGAGAUAUAGACAUAUAGAGAUAUAUGUGUGUGUUCUGUUUUGUACAGAACUGUAAAGUUUUAUGUCCUUAUUCUUGUUCUGAACUGGACGAACAUAUAAUUUUUUUAUUCUUUGUUUUAGCUGUGACUGUUAAAGGAACUAAAUGGCAUACCUCCUGA